This is a messenger RNA of Actinia tenebrosa (Australian red waratah sea anemone), 531 nucleotides long. RefSeq lists its product as uncharacterized. The record is from RefSeq and is a predicted model, not a curated record. NCBI's taxonomy places the organism in Eukaryota, Metazoa, Cnidaria, Anthozoa, Actiniaria, Actiniidae.
CCAGGCUCUCUCCAUGUGAUAAACAAAAAUGGCGGUCAAGUUGAUGCGCGGGAAUUUUUGAUCCCCAACUUAAUUUUAAACGCUGUUUUUUUAUGUUAUUUUGCUUUAAGGUGUAGAAUAUUGGUAUUUUUAAGUUUUAGAAAUCCUAUUUUCUGUUGUGAUGGAGAGUAUUUUGCUUGUGGAGCGGCUAAAACAGGCCAUUCAAGACGAUUUCAAAGGUAAGAGAGACGAAUUGGAGAAAGUAAAACAAGAAAAAAAGCAAUUAGCAGACAAGAAUGACACUCUUAACCAACUGAAUAAAGAACUCAACAAAGAUAAUGUCAGUUUGACUAAGACUCUAAAAGACUUGAAAGAGAAGUAUGAUCAUUUACACGGAAAACUGAAAAGGAAACAAGAUGAGAUAAAGAAGAAAGAUCAGUGGUGGGACAAGUACAGAUUUACUGCUGAAACUAUGAUUAAAAAACUAAGAACUCAAGGAUCAUUUUCACCUGAAGUUUUACACAAAGUCAGUAGAGAUCUUGUCAAUAUCAU